Messenger RNA from Lentinula edodes (shiitake mushroom), 609 nucleotides. RefSeq lists its product as uncharacterized. The record is from RefSeq and is a predicted model, not a curated record. Lineage: Eukaryota; Fungi; Basidiomycota; Agaricomycetes; Agaricales; Omphalotaceae. The transcript has 3 exons. Bases 1 to 609 code for a protein of 202 amino acids.
AUGUCUUUACGCUCGCAGCACGGAUCAUGGGAAACGGCUCUUUACCUUUCGCCGUUACCAACGAUUCCGUCCCAGCCUUCCCUCGGGUGCUCGAUUACCCUGCCGCUGCUACUGUCCAACCUGUUCAACAGUCUUGAUGAUGAAGGACUAGAUGGGUACCACGUGGAUGGCGCUGAAAUCGAAGAGGACUUGGAGGACAAAAGCAAAGAUGAUAAAGGCAGUCAGGAAUAUGAAGAUCAUGAAGGUGGACAUGAAGAUGAAGAUGUUUCGCAGAAUGGAAACGGCCAAUUGGAACAUGGAGUUUCUGAUGUAGAAGGAGAAAGUGUGGAGGAUGAAUGUCAUGUAUUUGGACGAUCAGAAUCAACUGACGGGAUCGAGGACGAGAACACGAAUCAAGCUGAAGUUUUCAUCUCCUCUCCUGCCUCUGGCGGGUAUUUUGUCUCUCAUGCUGUUCAAGGGAGCAACGAUGAUGUUUCAUUAAUUACACACAAUAUCAUAUUCAUCACUGCAAAAGCCGAAGACAAAGACUUUGCUGACAUUGUUCGUAGUACGAUACUGGAUAAGGUAGAGGAAAGUUAUCCCGACCUUAAGUCACCGGACACGGCUUAA